Gadus chalcogrammus (walleye pollock) is the source of this 6810-nucleotide messenger RNA. Its product is annotated as toll-like receptor 13. Lineage: Eukaryota; Metazoa; Chordata; Actinopteri; Gadiformes; Gadidae. Gene Ontology annotation, cellular component: membrane. Gene Ontology annotation, biological process: immune response; toll-like receptor signaling pathway; inflammatory response. The transcript has 3 exons. The coding region runs from base 1290 to 4181 and encodes 963 amino acids. The record is from RefSeq and is a predicted model, not a curated record. Gene Ontology annotation, molecular function: transmembrane signaling receptor activity; protein binding.
CGAGGAACAUUUGUUUUUGUGGAUUUGGAUAUAUUAUUAUUCUUUAAUAAUAGUAAUAUGUACAGUAAGUAUUUAACUUCACUUUCACUACAAUACAGCUUAAACUCAAGUAAAUUAUCUUUCAGCACAAAGGAAAGUAACAUAUUACCAUUGCAUGUGUUUAUUUUUGCCUUUUAUGUUAGUUUGUGAUGACAUUUUUGUGAUUGUAUUUUCAUCAUUAUAAUCAUGAUUAUAAGAAACCAUUGGAGAGAAGAGAUCAAACAAGUUAACAAUCAUAUAAUCAAGCAAUUUUUUCUGAAAUGAAAUCAAAAUCAUAGAAUGUAGAAUUUAGUUCACUAAAAGCUUGGUUGUGCAACACGUCAUGUUGUGGAAUUGUGCCAAUAUUAAUUUCAUGCUUGGAUUGUUCUCAGCCUCACCUGAAAGUCCCUUUGGCUAAAUUAGGCCAACUAACUGCCUGAGUAAAUAUAUCUACUAGGCAUGCUAGCUGACUAAAUAUAUGUGUAGAAGGUAAAGAAGGCCUGUUCUGAUGCUUUCUCGAUCUUUCCUAUGAUGUGGUUGAGUGCGCUGGUUCAGGAUAAUCUCUGUAUGCAAAGCAGCGAGCUGAAUCAAUGGGACACAAGGCAUUAUUACUGAGAGAAAUCCGAAGUUUAUUGAGUUGCCUUCAGCAUAUAUACACUUUGUUCUGGGGGAGACCACGAACAGGACGUCAAAUGAGAAUGUUCUACUCCGAAAAAUAACUCAUUAUAAAUGAUAACUAGGAGUACUAGUUGACUAAAAUAAAUGUAAAGCAGAUCUGCUAACUGACUAAAAGUAAAUGUAAGCAACCCUACCAGAGCAACAGGUACAUCACCUCCUCAUGUUAAAAUUGGUUUAAGGCCAGCACUGCUUAGCCUGAAAAAAAAGUUUCUCCUUUGCUUUUGUAGAUAUAUUUUUUGUUAUGAUGUAAAAAGAAUAUUAUGGAGGACAAUGGCUAUGACUCAAAUUCAUUAUAUUCCUACAAAAGAUGAAUAAUAUGUGAUUAUGUUUAACUGAGGAUGUUUACAUCAUGUAGGCCUAUGGGUUUGAGAUGUAGCAUGAGGAUGCUACGCUUCAAUUCCAGUGUUUUGAUAGCAGAUUGUAAUGAGCGCUGUCUGUGUAUCUUUAUGUGUCUGCUUGACAUUCUUUUAGGAUUGGCAGUUUUAACCUGAGGGAUUCCUCGGACUGAUAGAAAUGAACGAACAAAACCAAAGAUCAACUUGGUAGGACUGGAGAUCCAUUGUCUUGGAAAUUACCAACAUCAACAAACUUCAAUGUGUGCUGGAAUGAAAACGAAAAUUGCGAUGCCAUGUAGGGGAAUUAGUUUUUGUUCAUUUGGAAUAUUAUAUUUAUUUUUGAACAAUUUUAUUUUCCCAAAUGCUAGUUACACGCUGAAGAACUGCAGGGUCACAGAGAACAGACAUGCCAUCUGUCAGAAGAACAGUUUGAAUGUAUUUCCAAAGGACAUUCCAGAAAGAGUCAGAAGUAUAGAACUGUCUAGAAACAACAUUUCCACACUAUAUAAAACAGAUUUGAAAAAUUUACCAAAUCUGUUGCGCUUAGACCUGACACGCAACAGGAUCUCCAAAAUUGAAUCUUCCACUUUUGUGGUUCAAAUCUCUCUGAAGGUGUUAACUCUAAACAAUAAUAGGCUUUGUAAGCUACAGGAGGGUAUGUUUGAUGGCAUGGUCAAUCUCAUGGAAUUGUAUCUGACUUCCAAUCAGAUCCAAACAGUAGCACCGGCCUCUUUCAAGUCUCUGAGCAAGCUUAGGAUUUUGAACCUAGGCCAUAACAAACUGCGCCACUUAACAAACAUCUUCUUACAACAUACACCACUUUUACAAAACCUGUACAUUCCAGCAAACAAAAUUUCCACUUUUCAAUCAUGGGAGCUGUCAAAUAAGUCUACAGAACUUGUUACACUUGAUUUGUCUCAGAAUGAGCUCAUGUACUUUAGGCUCACUGCAGGUAUCUUUCCCAAACUCAAAAGGUUGUUCCUUGAGGAUGGUAUAAAGAAUGGUAUUGUCUGGGAGGUGAAUGACACAUCGUACCUUAGAAAUGUGGUUAGACUAGAUGUCAGUGGGGUUCGCUCCUCAUUACAUGGACUGCAGGAAGUGCUAGAGACAUUUAACUCCUCCUCCUCACUGAGGUAUCUGCAGUUAAACCAAAUAAAUAACGGCCUGCGGGAUCUCAUCAAUAUUUCCUGCAAAUUCUCAAAGCUGAGCUAUUUUGAAAUCCGAAAUAACAGCAUCAAAGUUAUUAGAUCAGACCUGCUGCACGAUUGCACUUAUCUGAAAUUAUUAGACUUGGGGAUGAAUGAGAUAACUGAAAUCUCUAACAAUUCGUUUCAAUCUCUUAGGCUGCUUAACACUUUAAUCCUAAAGUCUAACUGUCUCACAUCUGUCCCCUAUGCUGUAAGGAAAACUCAAAUCUCAAAACUGGAUCUCAGCCACAAUAAGAUCAAUAUUCUUGGCUGCGAUGAUUUUGCCAAUAUGACCCGUCUCAGCGUUAUCUAUCUAUCCAAUAAUCCUCUCUCGGCCCUCAAGGAUUGCGUCUUCAAAGAUUUGGUCAAUUUAAAUAGAUUAAAGUUGCAAAACAGCAUCAUUCAUCAAUUAAACGGCACCUUCAAAAAGAAUAAGCAGAAUCUUAAAACUCUUUCUUUGAUGAACAAUAAACUCACUGUUCUAGAUCAUGGAGAAUUUGAAGCUCUGAAAUCCCUCCAGACUUUGUCAUUAAAAGGGAAUAAAUUACAACAACUUACGGAUAGGACUUUUUUUGGACUGUCCAGGCUUACACAUCUUAAUCUCGAAUCAAAUAAAAUAUCUGAAAUUACAAACGGUACUUUUGGUGACUUGAAAGCUUUAAAGACAUUGAAUUUGAAGAACAAUCAAAUUAAAUAUGCAUCGGUAGAGCCUAUUCUGUAUCCACCAUUUGCUGAGCUUUCACAACUAGAUACGUUGGAUAUUUCCGGUCAAAGCAGAUCUCAUAAGCGGUUAAACUUCCCUCAAAACUUUCUGCAAGGCCUGACAAAUCUGUCAAUACUCUAUAUCCAUGGUAACCAUCUUACAUCCGUGCACCCAAACACCUUCAACUAUACUCCUAAUUUGAAUGUUCUUGUUAUGUCUAACAACUUUUUAACAGACAUUCACAACAAUUUGUUUUCCCCAACUCAAAAACUAAAAGGUCUUUACAUUUCAAUGACAAUGCUGAGGUCUCUCGAUUUUCUGCUCCAUGCUAACCUCACAGAGCUGGAGAUGUUGCAGGUGGCAUAUAAUACCUUUUCUGUGAUUAGAGAACCAGUGAUGCUGUCUCUGCCAGCACUUACUUACCUGGAUAUGCAGGGUAAUGGCUUCACCUGUAACUGUGACAACGCGUGGUUCCUCCAAUGGGUAAUCACAAACGAGCAAACACAAGUAUUUGCAGCGUACAACUAUGAAUGCAGCUACCCUCCAAACCUUAAAGGUAGAAAAUUGUUGCAGAUUGACGUCCGUUCUUGUACAGUAGACAUGGACUUCAUCUGUUAUAUUUCCACGGCAUGCGCGGUCAUCAUGACCUUAGCAGUCUCCUUCACUCACCAUUUCCUACAAUGGCAUCUGGUCUACGCGUACUACCUCAUGCUGGCGUUCCUCUACAACUCAAAGAACAAGGACAAGCGUGCUCAUCAGUACGACGCCUUCGUUUCCUACAACGCAAACGACGAGGGCUGGGUGCUGGGGGAGCUGCUGCCCAAGCUGGAGGACGAGCAGGGAUGGAGACUGUGUCUGCACCACCGAGACUUCCAGCCAGGCAAACCCAUCAUGGAAAACAUUACAGACGCCAUCUAUGGCAGCCGGAAGACCAUCUGUGUGGUCAGUCGCGAUUACCUGGAGAGUGAAUGGUGCUCCAGAGAGAUCCAGGUUGCCAGCUUCCGUCUGUUUGACGAGCAGAAGGACGUGCUGAUCCUGGUGUUCCUGGAGGACAUUCCCAUGCAGCAGCUUUCUCCGUACUACCGCAUGAGGAGGCUCCUGAAGAGACAAACCUACCUGAGCUGGUCCCGCGCAGACGCACACCCAAACCUGUUCUGGGAGAAGCUCCGGCAGGCCCUGGAGACCCAGGAGCACCCAAUGGGUGAGCAUAUACUGCUCACCGUGGAGGACGGACCCCCUGGAGAGAGACCAGACCAGUAAAAGGCUUAGAAAUGCUUUGGGGAGGGGGGAUACAACUAGAGGUCUGUCUCUAUGGAGGGAAAGUGAAACUGUUCCCCUUGACAGCUUUGUUCGUUUUUGUGUAUUGUAAAACACAUUCUUAAUCUGGUUAAUGGGGACAUCUGGUGUGGAUUUGUAUUUGAGCCCCGUUUUUGGGGGUCAAGCAGCAAAGCUGCGAGACAACCCUGUUGUUUUCGUACGUUUUCCUAUUAUUAUUCUUCAAUGGGAGUCUAUGGCAGCCCAUAGAACGCCGUGGUGAAAUUUGGUACAUUGAUUCAGGACAGUACCAUUAUCCCAUGACCCAAAUUGGUGGUCGCUAGCUUAUGAUCAUAACCUAGCGCCACCAACAGGUCAAAGUUGAACAUGCUUUUCAUGGUUAUAACUUUUGACCCAUUCGUCCAAUAUUCACAAGCAAGGUAUCAUUGGAUUCCUUGGGUCAAGCCGAGUUCUAUGUCGUAUUUUAUUUAUUUUUUUGCCAUGAUGGAUUUUCCGCCAUCUUGAUUUAUGUCAAAAACCUUUAAAAUGUAUCUCCUAUCAGAAAUGUUGUCCAAUUUUCUCUCACCUUGGCACAGAGGAUCUUCAGGCCAUGCUUCACAAAAAAAAUGUAAUUGAUUUUUCAAAUUCAAUACCGUUUGGCCGCUACAGCCAAUCAAAUUCGACCGUGAAGACGCCAAACAGGAAGUAAGCCAAUAUCUCAGCAGCCCUCUGUCAUAUCAUAACCGAACUUGUCACAUCGACCCCGACCCAUGACAUCAUCAUGGGGACCCUAAUUAAAUUAACCGGUAAUCUUUGACCUCUAGGGGGUGCUGUAGCCUAAUUAAUGAAGAUGUGUUUUAACUCCUCUCUCUUUACAUUAGAGUAUAUUUCAAACUUAUUUCCAAUGUCUGGUGAUACUGUCAGACCUCCCCAUAAAUCUAAUGAAUUAUUUCCCAUGGCAACAUCAGAAUUUGCCCGCCAUUGGGAAAGUUGUUUAAAUCAAUAGUAGGCUACAUAUCCACAGGACACAAAUUACGUCCGAUCAUCAUGAAACUUGCCAUAUAUGAUCAUCAGCUUUUUCAAAUUCAAAACCGUUUGGCCGUGACAGCCAAACAAACUUGACGGCAGAGCUGCCAAACAGGAAGUAAGCCUGUUCUCAGCAUCUCUUUAACAUAUCAUAGCCAAACUUGGUACGUAGACUCAUGACAUCAUUCUGGGGACAUCCAAACAAUUUGGUGACCUUUGACCUCAGGGGGACGUCAAACAGGAAGUGAGCUCAUUUUUCUGCAAGGCAUUCAUGUAUCCAAACCAAACUUGGCUCAUAGGGUGUGUUCGAAACCGCGUACUUGCUUACUACUCCUACUAACUAUGACGUCAAAUUGAGUAAGCGAGAACUUAGUAAGCGAGUUUAGGUAAGCGAGUAGUAUCCGAAUGUCUUCUACUUCCGGAAAGAUUUUGAGUAAGCAUCGCUAGCUUACUAGAUGUACUCAACCGCCCCAGAAUGCACUGCGUCUAUUCAAAAGAACAGUGGAAGCAAUGGCGCUAAACGGGGAGCCGCAGCAGCAGUGCUUUUAAUAAUUGUUUAAUAAUUGUUUUAACAUAUCACCGCAAAUCCUUAGGUUGAAGGUGUACUGUGACGUUAAAUGUGACGUUUAUAUAUUUAUUUAUAAUAUUUAUUAACGGCGCCCGGCCGGUAGGUUAUUGACACGUCAUUGACAUUCACGUCAUCUGAGGUGGUUAAGUAAGGACGGUCUUCUGAACGUCAAUUACUCAAAUGGAUUACUCAAUCAUUAUUUAAGGAUUCGAGAAGUAAGCCAAAUAUUUAGUAGGUAGUAAGCAGUAAGCAAGUAGGCGGUUUCGAACACACCCAUAGUCUUAUGACCCUAUCCUGAUAAUGCCCAAACAAUCAGGUGACAUUUGACCUUUGGGAGUGCGUUGUUAGCAGCAAGUCUAUUCCAGCUCUUAGCAAGCAACCUCAAUGUAUUUUCGUUGUGAUAACCAUUUGCCAAUAGCUUUCAUUGUCAGUAAAAUGAUAUCUAAUCAUCUGCAUUUUAUCAUGGUCAUCAUAUACUGUGUUAUAUAAAACUGAUAACACAUCAUUCAUAUUAAAUCAUCAUGUCAAUCUGACCUACAGCAUACAAUCAGAAAACACAUUUAAUUCCAAUGUUAGUUGCGCUGAACAGCGCUCAUUUAAUGGUAGACACUCCACUCAUGUGGCGACAAUCGGUACUGCAUGUAUAAUUCAACAAUGACUUUUUUUUUUUUUUUAAUUUGUUGUGUAACAUACUUGACUAAUGAGGCAUUUGUAAAGCCAGUAGUUUUGUUGCUUUGUGACGAAUUGUUGCCGUAGUGUGUGAAUAGUCUUUGGGCUAGCUGCCAACAUGUGUGAGGAAUGUUUUAGCUAGCUACUUUCAGCACGAGGUGUAUGUGACCUCAGACUGUAUAUGUAUAUAUGUAUACUGUAUAUCAACGUCUAACUGAUCACUGUUUUGAUUGUUUUUUUUGUUUUGUUUUGUCUUGUUUUUGAUUUAUUUAUUUCUUAUUGCUUAUGUUUAUUUAUUUAUUUAUUUAUUUUUUCCACAAUGUCUUUUUUUUUUUUUUUUUUUUUUAAAUGUAUGAUGACUAUGCUCUGUAA